AUGGCAUCAAAUCUCCUGGGCGAGACCGUCCUUCUCUUUGGGUCACAGUCACUCUCUUUUGAUGCUAAUGCAUUCAAUGCGAUCCGAUCAACUCUGGAGAAAGAGCAAGAUUUGAGAUGGAUUCGCCACACCGCUGCAGAUCUCCCCAACGCAUUGAGCAUUGCUCUUCAGUAUUGCCCAAGUCUCAAAGACCGGGGCGUAUGGGCUUCCUCGCUUGUGCAAGAAUUGAAAGACUGGUUUGACUCCGGUGCCUCCCAACCGACUUCUCUGGAUCAGUCAAAAUUGCCCAAUGUCAUUCUCACCCCGCUUGUUGUCAUAUCACAUUUAUGCCAAUACAUCAAAUAUGUCAAUUUCGCAAACCAAGGGCAUGAUGAUGAUAGUUUAUGUUUACAACAACCGGAGACAUACGAGACCUUGGGACUGUGCACGGGGCUUCUCAGCUCCCUGGCAGUAUCGAGCAGUCGAACGAGAUGGCAGCUGGAGAAGUAUGGAACAGUGGCCAUCCGACUGGCUAUGUUGAUAGGCCUUGUUGUCGAUGCUCGAGAUCAAUCAACGUCGCAUGGUCCAUCCAAAUCAAUCGCCACUAUGUGGCACUCGGAAGAGCAGAGGGACAAAAUGUUGGAGAUUUUGGCUAGUGAUCCAGAGAUGUAUAUCUCGGUCUACUACGAUAAAAAUCGAGCGACCAUAACAACACCAGCCGCCAAAUCUGCGGCGAUCCAGAAAGUCCUAGCGUCAGCUGGACUGACAACGACAGAAAUUGGCCUCCGAGGACGAUUUCACUGGAGCGGCCAUGCAGCGGAGAUCGAGGAGCUGAUCAAACUAUGUGAACACGACGAGCGAUUCCAAUUUGCCGAGAAGACCGCUCUCGCUCUUCCAAACAGGUCCUUCAACGUUGAAAACCAUGCUCAUGAAUGGCCAUUACAUGCGAUGGCUUUACGAUCAAUCUUAGGGGAUCCGCCAUUAUGGGCAGACACAAUUGAUGCAGUCUAUGCAUCUACGUUGAUCAGCUCAUCAGCCAAGGUCGUUUCAUUCGGUUCAGAAAGAUGUUUACCACCGAGUAUCUUACAGAAUCUGGAGUCGCGUGUAUUUUACAUGGACUAUGCUGACAAGAAGCUUAUACCCUGUCCAAAGAGCGACGAUAUCGCAGUAGUUGGGAUGUCAGUCAAAGUCGCUGGUGCAGAUGACCUAGAAGAGUUCUGGGAUAUCCUCUGCAAGGGUGUUUCGCAACACAAAGAGGUACCACCGGAGCGCUUCACCUUUGACACAGUUUAUCGCCAGCUUGACCCGAAAGCCAAGUGGUACGCGAACUUUAUCAAUGAACCUGAUAUAUUUGAUCACAAAUUCUUUAAAAAGUCGCCAAGAGAGGCCGAGUCCAUGGACCCGCAGCAGCGUUUGCUACUACAGAUCGCCUACCAGGCGUUGGAGAAAGGGGGAUAUUUUCAUCAUUCUUCUUCAGAUAAGCGGAUUGGAUGCUACAUGGGGGUGUGUGCUGUGGACUACGAGAACAAUCUUGCUUGUCAUGCGCCGAACGCCUUCACCGCUACGAGCCACUUGCGCGGAUUCAUUGCGGGCAAAGUCAGCCACUACUUUGGUUGGACAGGGCCUGCCUUGACCAUCGAUACUGCAUGUUCGUCAUCGGCAGUCGCGGUACAUCAGGCUUGUCGGGCAAUCCUCAAUGAUGAAUGCACAGCGGCUCUUGCGGGUGGAACUCAGAUCCUAACGAGUCCGCUGUGGUUCCAGAACUUAGCGGGCGCGUCCUUCCUGAGCAAGACGGGCCAGUGCAAACCUUUCGACAGUAAGGCCGAUGGUUACUGUCGCGGCGAGGGCGUGGCGGCAGUUUUCCUGAAGAAAAUGAGCACCGCCCUUGCUGAUGGAGACCAGAUUCUCGGUGUCAUCGCCGGGACUGCUGUGCAACAGAACGAGAACUGCACACCAAUCGUAGUCCCAAAUCAGCAAUCAUUGUCAGAAGUGUUUGGGUCAGUCAUUGAGAAGGCUCAUUUGCAGCCCGAGCAGAUCAGCGUCGUCGAGGCCCACGGUACGGGUACAUCGGUUGGCGACCCCGUGGAGUAUUCGAGCAUCCGUGCUUCACUUGAUGGGCCUAAAAGGACCCAAAAGAUAUUCCUUGGCUCGGUAAAAGGUCUCCUGGGGCACUGCGAGUCUGCUUCUGGGAUCAUCUCUCUUGUCAAGAUUCUACUCAUGCUCCAGAAGGGGAUGAUACCACCGCAAGCCAGCUUUGAUACCUUGAAUCCAGCGAUCAAAGCAGCGCCCUCGGAUAAAAUUCAGAUUCCCCGUCAGAUUACUAGAUGGGAUGUGCCUUUCCGAGUUGCAUUGAUCAACAACUAUGGUGCAUCCGGCUCAAACGCCUCAAUGGUGGUCAAGCAGGCGCCGCGAGCCAAUUCGGCCGUCCAGCCCGUCACUGGGGCAGAGCGAGUACCUUUCUGGUUUAGUGCGCUGAAUGGAAAAAGCCUCCAAGCAUAUUUAGCGGAAAUUUGGAAGUUCCUCGACGCGAAUUCUGAUCAGCUAUCUUUGCAAGACCUGGGAUUCAAUGUUUCACGCCAGUCCAAUCGAUCCCUCCCUUGCAGACUCCUGUUCACCUGUCAGUCUACCAGGGAGCUCCGGCAGCACUUGGUGGAAUAUCAGAAGGACAACCAUCAAAUAUCUUCAAAUGCAUGCCCCAAGCCUCGACCACUAGUGCUUUGUUUUGGUGGGCAAGUGUCCAAAUUCAUUGGGCUGAACCGUCAAACCUACGAGGAUGUUGCUGUCCUACGCAGACACCUUAAUACAUGCAAUCGUCGCUGUCUCGCUCUGGGGAUCGGAAGCAUCUACCCUGCCCUCUUCCAGAAAACUCCGAUUGAUGAUAUCGUCAAACUACAGACAUGUCUGUUUGCCAUGCAGUAUGCAUGUGCCAAGGGCUGGAUUGAUGUUGGUGCGCAGCCUGUUGCUGUGUUAGGACACAGCUUUGGGGAACUCACUGCGCUCUGUAUUUCUGGAGUAUUGUCUCUGGAUGAUGCUCUGAGUAUGGUCGCCGCUCGUGCUCAGGUGAUCAAAGAUGCGUGGGGGCCUGAUAGAGGAUGCAUGAUGGCAUUGGAAGCAGAUUUGGAUGUUGUGCAGAAAUUGUUAGUGCAAGCUAAUGCCAAUCUUCCCCAAGGCGAGUCUGCAGAGAUCGCAUGCUAUAAUGGACCCAGAAGCUUUACAGUUGCUGGAUCGACGCGGGCGAUUGAAGAGGUUGAUGCAUCUCGAAAGGGGAGUGCAAGCUUUGGGGCGGUGAAAGCUAAGAGACUGGAAGUUACCAAUGCCUUCCAUUCAACUCUCGUCGAGCCACUCCGAAAAAAGUUGGAUGAAGCAACUAGCGGAUUGAAUUUCCGAGAGUCGCCUACAAUUCACUUGGAGCCCGCUACUGAGACACUCCAAGGAAAGCUCAUAGAAAAUCCGACCUCGUAUGUUGCAGACCAUAUGCGGCGGCCCGUCUUUUUCCAUCAUGCGCUGCAAAGAGUGGAUCGUGCGUUCCCUAAUGCAAUCUAUCUCGAAGCUGGCUCCGGAUCCACCAUCACGAACAUGGCCAGCCGAGCUCUUGGCGGCUCGGGAGGAAGGCAUUUCCAGGCCAUGAGCAUCACCACAGACAAAUGGUUGGAUAAUCUGGUCGACGCAACUAUGAGCCUGUGGAAUGCUGGCCUGAAUGUUCUUUUCUGGAAGCACGCUUUCGUUGAAACGGACAAUUAUGUGCCCCUACUGCUGCCACCGUAUCAGUUUGAAAAGUCUCGACAUUGGCUUGAGCUCAAGGAGCCGCCGAAGACGGAGGUGAUCGCAGCGGUUUCACGGGCAGAUGGACAGCGACCUGAGAAAUUGCCCGAUACAAUUCUGAGCUUCGUGAGAUAUCAGGACUCCCAGAAAUCACACGCACUUUUCAGGGUCAAUACUGAGCUUCCCGAGUAUCAGGAGCUCAUGAAGGCACAUCUCAUCGUAUAUACUGCACCUAUCUGCCCAGCAACCGUUCAGAUGGACAUUGCCAUUGAAGGUCUGAAGAUGUUGGUUCCAAAUUUGGGGUCCGACUUUCAGCCGCAAAUUCAUCAGGUCGACAACAAAACGCCCAUCUGCUCCGACAAGAUGCAGUCUGUGUGGCUUGAUAUGACACUUGACGGGUCAAACAAAAACAGCUGGCGCUUCCGAUUCUUCGGCGCAAAGCUUGACCAUGGUGAGCUGCCUUCGAAAAAGCAAACUGAGAGCGGAGUGACUUUUACCACUGGAGCUCUGGUGGUUGUCCCGAUGGAAGACGAGCAGACCCGACUUGAUUUCAAGCGCUAUGAGCGUCUCAUUGGCCAUGAGCGCUGCGUCCAUUUGCUGCAAAACACAGAAGCUGAGGAGAUACUACAAGGACGCACCAUCUACAAGACCUUUGCAGACAUUGUGAACUAUGGUAAACAAUACAGAGGACUUCAGAGAUUGAUUGGUAAAGGGUCUAACUCUGCGGGACGUGUUGUGCGUUCCUACAAUCCCAAGACUUGGUUUGACGCGCAUCUUUCCGAUGCGUACGCCCAGGUUGUCGGCAUCUGGUUGAAUUGCAUGACGGAACACGAUACAGCUGACAUAUAUGUAGCCCGAGGGUUCGAGAAAUGGAUGCGUUCGCCAGACCUGCAGCAGAUCAAUCGUCCCGACAGCUAUGAUGUUCUAGCAUACCACCAGGGACCCGACAAGGGCUCCUGCCUGUCUGACAUCUUUGUCUUCCAUCCACUGACCGGUCAGCUUGUUGAGGCAAUUCUGGGCUUCCAGUUUAUCAAAGUUCCGCGCAACGGGUUGGCAAAGCUACUGACAAAGUUGACCCGUGAUGAGACAGCAUUGGCCACCAACCCUCAGGUCAUGGGACCUGCACCACCGACGCCUUUAGCACAACUUGAAACUACCCAAGUACCUAUAUCCAAGCCACCAGCCGCAGGGGAGGGCCAAAAGCGCCCACUACCACCAAAGCCUGAUGUUUUGCCAAAGCUUGCUUUGAUUCUGGCAGAUCUCGUAGGGCUCGAACCGGGAGAAAUAAAUAUCAACAGCGAGUUGGCUGACAUUGGCGUCGACUCUUUGAUGGCUAUGGAAGUUGUAACAGAGAUUGAGCGUGUAUUCUCGUGCUCAGUCUCCUUGGAUGAUGUGGCCGAUGUUACCAAUAUGAGGCAGCUUGUCCGUACUGUGGAAUCUAUCGUGGGCACAGGAGCCAGCGAAGCUAGCAACUCGUCUUCAGAUAACGAAGAUGAGGCCUGCUCGCCAUCUCUUGGAGGAACGGAGCUGACUGAUGUGUCUGCCAAUCCUGCACUUGAUUCUUCUGUGCUGAUUAGUUUUUUUGCUGAAAGCCUGGGCAUUGAUGCUAGCGAAAUAUCUGAGAAUGUUCCACUCAAAGAGCUUGGAAUGGACUCGUUGCUCUCCAUGGAGGUGGGAGGCGAGUUAGUGGAGAAAUUUGGUUUGGAUCUAGACAAGUCUACAAUCCUUGAAGACAUGUCAAUCAGUGAUCUACUCCAGACCGCACCUGGAGCUUCUGCCCCGGUUGUUCCUGAAUCUUCUCCCGCUCCUGCGGAGCAAGCUUUGUCUGCGAACGGCUCAACCUUUGAUGAUGCCCCAUCUUUCGAUUUUUCAAUCGAGAAUAUCCUGGCUUCCUUCCAAGAGACAAAGGAAGCGAGUGAUAGCUUCAUAACUGGCGCUGGAUGCAGCGGCUAUGUUGAACAGGUAUUGCCGGGGCAAACCCAAUUGUGUGCUCUGCAUACUUUAGAGGCCUUCGAGAAAAUGGGGUCCUCGAUUCGUGCUCUGAGGGCUGGUGAUACCAUGACUCUCUUCACUCCUCGGCCUGAGCAUGUCUCACUCGUUGCACGUUUAACAGAGAUGUUGGAGACCCAGACUGGAUUGAUCAAGGUAGUCGAUGGGCCAGGCCUCACCAUUGAGCGGACGCAAACUCCAUACCCGAGCAUAUCCAGCGCAGAUCUAAUGCAGCAGAUGCGUCAGAAGCACCCACAAUACCAAAAUGUGAAUGAGCUCAUCUUCUACGUUGGCUGUAAUCUCGACCGAGCGCUGCGCGGUGAAACUGAUGGCAUCAAAUUGAUUUUCGGCUGCACGCAAGGCCGCGAGCUUGUAUCCGGCCUAUACGGUGACUGGAUCAUGAACAUUUGUUAUUACCGACAAAUGCAAGAUUUUCUGACCCGGUUGGCUGCCGUCAUGCCCCCAAGUGGGCCGCUACGGAUUGUGGAGAUGGGUGCUGGCACAGGGGGCACGUCGAAAUGGCUUUUACCCCUGUUGGCUCAACUUGGCCACCCUGUCGAAUAUACAUUUACCGACCUGGCACCAUCCCUUGUGGCGGGUGCACGAAAAACAUUCAAACAAUUUGCGUCUUUUAUGAAAUUCCGAGCCCUCGAUAUUGAGCAAGAGCCUGCCGAGGAUUUGAUCGGCACACAGCAUAUGGUUGUGGCCAGUAAUGCUGUGCAUGCCACUGUCAGUCUGGUAGGCUCGGCAAAGAAGUUGAGGAAGUAUUUAAGACCAAAUGGCCUUCUCAUGAUGCUAGAGAUGGUUGAGCCUCUGUAUUGGAUUGACAUGAUCUUCGGUCUAUUUGAGGGUUGGUGGCUCUUCGCAGACGGCCGCAGUCAUGCAUUAACUCCGCCUGCACGUUGGAAGACAGACCUGCAGGCUGCCGGUUUCGGAUUUGUGGACUGGUCAGAUGGAAUUUUGCCAGAGAACAGCAUUAACAAGGUCAUCAUUGCCGUCGCCUGCGAGCCGGAUUCAGUCGAAGCCAUCAGCAGCCUCGCAGACCGAAAAGCUGCCGUGGAAGGCUUUGUCCACAAAUACACAGGUGGGAUCGAUCUUUCGGUACCAGCUUUGAAAGUCAAUCGAGAGCCACUUGGGCAUGGCGUCGUUAUCACAGGGGGAACGGGAAGUGUUGGGGCCCAUGUUGUUGCACAGCUGGUGCAGCAACCUUCUGUCACUAAGGUGAUUUGUCUAAACCGACGCAGCAAGCUAAAUGGCCGCCAAAGACAACUAGACUCCCUCGCCGAUAAAUGCUUACUACUAUCGGAUGAAAGCCUCUCCAAGAUUCUGGUCAUUGAUACUGAUCUCGCUAAGCCCCAGUUUGGCCUGUCGCCGGAAGUGUACAACUCUCUGCUUGAGCCGACCACACACAUCAUCCACAAUGCCUGGGCGAUGAGCAUCAAACGUCCAGUACAGGGAUUUGAGGCACAAUUUCGCAUCAUGCGCAAUCUGAUUGAGUUUGCACGCGACAUAUCAUCUCUGGGUGGCCCCCCUUUAAGCUUCCAGUUCAUAUCCUCUAUUGCGACGGUGGGCCAAUAUCCGAUCUGGAAGCAGGAGAUCCGUGUCCCCGAAUGUCGCCUGCCCCUCGAUGCGGUCCUUCCAAUUGGAUACGGUGAUGCCAAGCAUGUUUGUGAGCUCAUGCUCGAUGAGACACUGCACAGAUACCCUCAACGAUUCCGCACAUCGACGGUUCGACUGGGGCAGGUAGGUGGAUCAAAGAUUUCCGGCUACUGGAACCCAGUCGAACAUUUGUCCUUUCUCUUCAAAUCAUCACAGACCAUCCAGCAACUCCCUGAUCUACAUGGAACUCUCUCCUGGACCCCUGUAGAUGAUGUUGCCAGGACUCUCGUUGAUCUCCUUUUCGUCAAGACUCCUUAUCCCGUUUAUCACAUCGAAAAUCCGGUCGGCCAACCAUGGAAAGAGAUGCUUCCCAUUCUCGCCGAAGGCCUGGGUAUUCCACAGGACAACCGCUUGCCCUUGAAGGAGUGGCUUGUUCGUGUACGCGACUUCCCGGAAGAUUCAUUGGACAAGGAUAAAAAUCCAGCCACUGCACUCGUCGAUUUCUUAGGUCGGUAUUUUGAGCGCAUGUCCGUUGGUGGAUUGCUGCUGGAUACUACGAAAAGCCGAGAGCAUUCGCCUUCUCUCCAAGCUGUUGGGCCGAUAACUCCUGAUCUUGCGCGAAAGUUUAUCUCGUACUGGAGGAGUAUUUCUUUCAUCAUCUAG
Messenger RNA from Aspergillus tanneri, 7992 nucleotides. RefSeq names its product Type I Polyketide synthases (Type I PKS). The record is from RefSeq and is a predicted model, not a curated record. Gene Ontology annotation, molecular function: phosphopantetheine binding; 3-oxoacyl-[acyl-carrier-protein] synthase activity. Lineage: Eukaryota; Fungi; Ascomycota; Eurotiomycetes; Eurotiales; Aspergillaceae. Bases 1 to 7992 code for a protein of 2663 amino acids. The transcript has 2 exons. Gene Ontology annotation, biological process: fatty acid biosynthetic process.